Molecule: messenger RNA, 3640 nt
Organism: Oreochromis niloticus (Nile tilapia)
Lineage: Eukaryota; Metazoa; Chordata; Actinopteri; Cichliformes; Cichlidae
Exons: 11
Coding region: 74-1975 (633 amino acids)
Biological process (GO): cytokine-mediated signaling pathway; immunoglobulin mediated immune response
Cellular component (GO): external side of plasma membrane; membrane
Molecular function (GO): cytokine receptor activity
Source: RefSeq, a predicted model, not a curated record
UUCAACCGUUGGGUAGAUUUGGCAGAGUAAAAGUUCAGCUUCUACACCAACACUGAGGAGCAGCAGUGCAUUAAUGGUGUCAGGAUAUCAGGUGAAAUUAAGUCAGCAGUUGGAAGCAGAUCAGUUGCAGCUCAGCCAGCAGGAUGACAAGAAUCAGAAAGCAGUCAGUCAAUACCUAAAGCAACUACAGUCCUUCAAAUCUUCCAGUCACAGUCACGAGUCACCAUCCCAGCAGCCUCUAAGAAAGAAAACUGUCGACUUAAUGGAGAGAAAUAAGAAAACCCUUUCCCUGUUUAUUCUGCUGCCUGUGCUGCUGCUCUGCAGAAGUGAUGAGUGUCCCAGCCUGCCACAGAAUCUCAUUUGCUACACUGACUACAAUAAAAUCAUCACAUGUUUGUGGAACAGCAAAUACAUGUCUGAUGACACUGCAUGCACGAUAGAUGCUCACUAUAAAUCUCGACGCAUUUCUUACAGCGCUUCCUGUGACCUAAAAUCUGUUGACGUCUCCAGACCAGCGCUAAAGAAGUGCUCCCUGAUCUUUGAAAUUGAAUACACUUUUCUGUCUUCCCAUGUGUUGUCCCUCAAUCUGAACUGCAACCAAAUGAAGAGUGUAAUUACUUCCUUCAAGCCAUCCUGUCAUAUAAAGGUGAAUCCUCCUGCGGAGCCAAAAGUUUACUUCACCUCUGUUUCCUGGUUGUCCCAAGUCUCUGAACAUGAAAGGAUCAGUUCAUACAGUAGUGAACUGCAGUGGAAGAAGCAGGAUCAGUCAUGGAGUGAUCCUGCUGUGCGCAAAAAACGUGGCAUUCAGUGCAAUGAAGAGGUGGAGUGCAAGAUACAGCCAGGGUGCAAGGCAGAGCUGGAGCAAGAUUUGCUGAUACGAGGCGAGAGGUACGAGGCACGAGUUCGUGUGCGGUCUGUUAAACCUCAACCCGAGGGAGCCUGGAGUGACUGGAGCCCCACUGCAUCAUGGGAGUCACAAAUAGGGAAAAUAAAACCAACAUCAGGUAAUACGUUUGUUGUGCCUGUAACGAUAGUCGGUGUGGUGGUGUUGCUGGCAGGCCUGCUCUUAAGCACUCACAAAACCACCCGGGUUUACAUAGUAAAGAAAAUCAAAGGUCGACCCAUACCAGACCCAGGAAAAUCCUUCCUGCGAGAAAUCCAGAGUGGGUUCACCAGUGAAUACUUUCACUCCUUCUUGAAACCAGUGGAAAUGAUCACUGUAGAAUUAACCUCGCCUGUGGAUGCUGUUGUGGCCUACAAGCCAGAUGAGAAGAUGGUGUUGAACAAAGGCAGCUAUGACUCCACCAGCUCCAGCUUCUCUAACCCAAGUUACUCUGAGCUUUGUAGCCCUCCUCCUAUUUCUUCACUCACUGCUGGGAACCUGAAGCCCUGUGCGGCUGACACGCCUUAUGGCCCUGUUGGUGGUCAGGGUGAAGGAAAAAGCACAGAACAGGAAAGCGAUGAAGCGAGAGAGAAAGAAAAGGAGACGUUAAUGUUGCUGCUCAAAGGCAGCAGUAAGAGUGAGCCAGUGCAGGUGAUUUCAGACUACGAGAAAACUGAGAGGCUCGACAAUGAUCGAUUUAGGCUCCAGAGUCUAGAUUCAGGCAUGUGCAGUUGUGAAGAGGUCAGUGAAGAGAGCAUGGAGGCAGAUAGCAUCAAUAUGACUGAUAGCCAUGAUGAGGAACCUGAGGGUGAGGAAGAGAAGGAGGAAGGGAAUGAACAAAAGGCAGAUUUUCAGAGGCUGUUUGGAAGCAGCGGAGGUGUGUUUGGCAAGUUUAUUCCGGUUUGCUCUGAUUAUGAGCGAGUGGAGAAACAGCAGGCUGACAGCCCGGAGCUUCCCAGCUUGGAUUCAGGUGUUAGCAGUAGUGAAGAGGAGACAGGUCACAUGACACAGGGGUUUGCUCUGAUGUCAACAGGCCGGUCGGUGGAGCCCUCUGGUGCUGGAUAUAUGCCAGUGAAACAGGAGGAGGGCUGAGAGCAGACAGCAGGCUCAACUAGCAGGACAAAAUAGCAUGUAGCACUUGGAGGAGUCAUCACAGCCAGUCAGUUCUCAGGAAAAUGUAACAUCACAUAAAUCUUUAUCCACUUCACGCUGUUUAGUAAUGGUGGUGGUGAUAUUCAAUGUAUUUUAUAUUUUAAAUGCAUUUUCUUUUAUUUUUAUAUUUAUGCAAAAUUAUGUUUCAUAUAUCAGAACUGUGCACUAUAACCUUGCUUUUAAAAGUGAAUUAUUACAUCAGAUAUUUCUACUGUUAAAAGAGAAAUGCAUUAUCUAAUGAAAAACUAAACUCAAAUUAAUAAUAAUGUGGUUAUAUGAAUAAAACUGUUUGCAUUCAUAUUGUGUUUUUAGUGAGAUCAUCUAAAUGGCAUGUAGCUUAUUGUACUGAAAUAAUGUUGGUAAAGGAAUGUAAGUUCCAGAUAGCUGAGAUAGUUGUGUUUUCUGUAUAGUGUGUGAACUGAUGUCAUUUAGAGGGUAUCAUGAUAAUCACAUAUUAACUAUAAUCAGGAUAUUUGAAAAUCAAAUGUCUAGAUAUAGACUGAUAUAGAUAUGUCUUGUGAAAAAUGUGAUAUUGUGACAGCCCCAAGGACAACAGUACGGUAUUAACAGAGCUGUGUCUGUCGCCAUCAUCUGUCAAAUAAAUAUCAACAUUUCUAACUUACAUUUGAACGGCAGCUAACAUAAACUUUACUUCAUAACAUUACUGACCUUUAUAAGAGCUUGCAUUUGUUUUUUGUUUUUUUAAGAAUUUUACUCUUAAAUUAAAUUCAAAUAUAAAUAGUCAUCAUCUUUAACACAAAGUUGUUCCUGUGUUUUCUCUGGGUUUUGAAAGGGUGGCCAUGCCCACUCUGAUGCAUCGAUGUCGGGAGAACCGCCUCUUCCUCGUCCCUGUCGUUUGUCCAGGGUUGUGGGGGCGAGGCGACAGGGCUCCACGCUGACACUGGGACAUAUGAUGCGUCAUCAAGCCAGUUUCCAAACGUGGAUGAAUCUUGGGCGUCAGAAUAUUGGCCAGAGUCACUGCGCCAGCUGCCGCAGAGUUUUGCAGCGCUCAUGUCGGUACGUGGUUCCGUCGCUCUGACGUCUGUUUCAGAAGAAGUGAUGAAAGAUUUAAUUUUUUCUUGGAGAAAAAAAUGUUGUCGCGCAUCUAAUGAAAUGUAUACGAACCCUUUCAACAAACAUACUCAGGUUUAAAAUUUGGGCACAGGAUAGAGGGCUUUUGCAUUUUAUUGGCAGUAAUAAAGCGCUGUUACUCAGACGUCACAUUCACACCGCCCUUUUUUUCCCGAUGUUGAACAGUGACCACUGUGAAAAGUUCUAAUGUACAUAAAGUUUGUCUUUUCCUCUAUCUAGUUGUUUUUUUAAUAACAACUUGAUUGUUUAACAAUGAUCAAAAUUAGAUUAAAUAUUUUAUUCAAGAAACCAGACAGGCACCAACAGAGCCGUGUGAAUAAUCACUAUAUAAUGCAAUAUACGCAGCUUUAAAAAGGGUUUGACCAUGAAUCACAUAUUUGAAUCAGCAGGUAGAGAACUUUACUUUUCCUACCACUAUCUGUGCCUGAUAUUGACAUCCCCCGUUACCACCGGCUGUCAGUGACGCUUGUCUCUCUCAUGAACUAGCUAAAGUGCCAAAUACAGAGGUUAAGA